UAUCUUCAGUCUCUAGCUGUACUCUGUCAGCUGUAAUAGAUCAUCCUCAGAGGAGAGCCAGCUGAUCAUGGAGGCUGAAUGGAACAGGAGGGGAACUUACGUUCACUUUGUAAAGAAGGAGCAUCUGAAGCUGGAUGAUUUGAGAAAGACAAAGGGCUUAAAUAACAAAUACCUCAUAAAAUAUGACGAAAUCCCAGAAUACCCACGACCAGAGAUCCAUGUGAGCCACCUGAAGCACGACACUGACAGACAGGGUUUGAACGGCAUCAAAUAUUCCGGAGGCUUCAAGGACCCGUUUGGAAAAGGCCUGGUGUGGUGGGGUCUGGUUGUUGGGGGGGAGGAACUCAGAUCAGCUGAGCAGCGCCUCCUCCAGGAAACAGAGCAGCAGGUCCAGGUUCAGCAGAGCUUCCUGGGGGAGUUUGCCUCCUCACCGGCCUUCAAGAAGAGCUCCAGGCUGGGAUCGUACCGCUUCACCUUCCCCCUUCAGGAGCUGCUAGAGGCCUACAGUCUGCAGUUUUGCGGCGGUGAGCAGCCCCUCAUGCGGGUGUAUGAGACCCACCUGUACAAACAGGAAGUGAUGUACGCUGUGCUGGUCCACAGUCCGGCCAAUCAGGAGCAGUUCUCUAAAUAUCCUCUUCUGAGCGACGACCCAAACGCUGUCUGCUGCUACAGAGAUGGCCGCUUCAUCUGGAGGCCUGAGGCCAUGUGUGAAACUCACAGCUACGAGUUGUUCCGGAACGAUGAGACUCAGCAGAUGGAGGCUCGGCCCUACGAGCCCAACUGGAAGGCCCCGUACUACGUCUGGGAUAAUGUGGGCAUCGCUCUGCAUGUGAAGGACAAGCUGCUGGAGUUCGAUCCGGUCCGACUGAGAGAGAAACUGAAGUUCUGCACAGGAGAAAUACUCAAAACACAGGUCCAGUUUGGAGUCAGGCUUCUCCACUCUAAGGUCCAGUUUGAUGAAUUCCCGUUAGCCGAGGAGAUUGUUCGGAGUCUUUGGCCUGAAGACCCCUCCCCACUGGAGAGAGAUGAAGACCCCUCCCCACUGGAGAGAGAUGAAGAGCAGGACAUUAAUAAAGCAGAAUAGAUCAGAGUUUAGAUAAGCACAUCCUGCCUUCACUGAACUAACAUUACAUUCAGAGUUGGAGCUAAAUAUUGGUUUAUCUUAUUUUACAAGUAAACAUUUAUUUUCUAGCCGUUUUUGUUUUAGUGAAUGAAUCAUUAUUUAUCGUAAUAAUUGUAGUUGCAGUAGUUUUGCUUUUAUUUUGAAGGAGGUGUGGGCUCCUGGUGAUUAGUAUAUAUUGAUCACAGGUGGUGGGGGGGGGACGCACCAGUUUGAGCAUAUGGUUUUCUACAAGGAGCGACAGCCAGAGAGGGAGAAAGGUGAAAAUCAUUGAUCUCUGUAUUUUAUUGGAAUACUACAAUAAACGGAUGAAAGGAU
Molecule: messenger RNA, 1438 nt
Organism: Trematomus bernacchii (emerald rockcod)
Lineage: Eukaryota; Metazoa; Chordata; Actinopteri; Perciformes; Nototheniidae
Exons: 4
Coding region: 68-1084 (338 amino acids)
Source: RefSeq, a predicted model, not a curated record